AUGGCGUAUCACCCAGACAGAGGAGGAGACAGUACAUCGCCUCUCCUGGCCGAACCAGGGAGGCAGUCUGGAGAGAUAUGGGACGAUGCGGCUGCUGUGGCCAAGCAGGCAGAGAAAGAAGGAGAAUCGAAGAGCAGCUGGUACUUGUUUCUGUUAGCUCUCAGUAUUGGGGGACUACAAAUUGUGUGGUCGGUUGAGUUAUCAAAUGGAUCUCCGUAUUUACUGUCCCUUGGAAUGAACAAGUCUUUACUUGCAUUCGUAUGGAUUGCAGGCCCCCUUACUGGGACUUUGGUGCAGCCCUAUGUAGGGAUCCGAAGUGAUAACUGCCGGAUUAGCUGGGGAAAACGAAAGCCAUUCAUGAUCGGAGGAGGGAUUGCUACGGUUUUCUCCUUGUUGGCGCUGGCUUGGGUACGCGAGAUAGUCGGUGGGAUACUAUCAUUCUUCGGAGCUGCUCCUGAAUCGUCUGGGGUCAAAGUGACCAUCAUCGUGGUGGCCACUCUACUGAUGUACUGCCUUGACUUCGCUAUCAACACCAUACAAGCAGCAAUUCGUGCCUUUAUAGUCGAUAAUGCCCCUGCGCAUCAACAAGAGGCAGCAAACGCAUGGGCAAGCAGGCUUACAGGUAUUGGAAAUAUAGUUGGCUAUAUAUCAGGCUACUUGAAACUCCCAAAGAUAUUCCCAUUCUUAGGGAAUACCCAGUUUAAAGUCCUCUGUGUGAUUGCAUCGAUGUGUCUAGGGCUUACGCUCCUGGCUAGCUGCUUAUAUAUCACUGAACGAGAUCCACGGCUAGAAGGGCCGCCCAAAUCUGAGAACCCGGGAGUUGUCGCAUUUUUCGUGCAAGUGUUCAAGUCUAUACGAAGGCUGCCUCCUCGCGUUCGAAAGGUCUGCGAGGUCCAGCUCUGUGCAUGGGUAGGCUGGUUCCCGUUUCUGUUCUACGCUACAACAUAUAUCGGACAGCUCUACGUCAAUCCAAUUUUCGACAAGCAUCCCAACCUCUCCAAGGAUCAGAUAGAGGCUGCAUGGGAGGCAGCAACUAGGAUAGGCACUUUUGCACUUCUGAUAUAUGCCAUCACUUCGUUUGCUGCAAGCAUCAUCCUGCCCUUGUUGAUUGUCCCAUCAUAUCGACCAUCCGUCACCUCAGAAGACGUCUCUCCCCCUUCAAAUCGACCGUACUUGAGCAGUCGCCCGUCGACAUCCACACUCUCCUUCACUGCAUCAGCAGGUGCUGCUAUCGAACCUACUGCUAUCGAACCAAUCCAUGAUCCCAGAAGGCUAGACGAAGGGGGCAGAUGGUCAUCCAUCCUUUCUAAACUCCAGGUCCCCGGUCUCACUCUGCGCAGGCUAUGGCUCAUCUCGCAUAUUCUGUUCGCUCUGUGCAUGUUUAGUACCUUUUUCGUGUCUUCCCCGGCAGCUGGAACAGCCGUAAUUGCGGUAGUUGGUUUAUCCUGGGCUCUGACCCUCUGGGCUCCCUUCGCUCUUAUCUCUGCGGAGGUUGCACAGCGCGAUGCAGAACACAGACGGCAAAGGCACUCGCUCCGACCUCGGACGGCGUCAGCCCCUAAUCCUAUUGGCUCCCAUCCACGCCCUUUUCAGUCUAACGUUGGAACUCAUGAAAGAGACAUCGACGAGGCCCCUCAUACUAGCGCAGUAGACCAUGAUGCAGGAGAUAAAGAUGAAACAGUUGACCAGGCUGGGGUUAUCCUGGGAAUUCAUAAUGUCUCUAUUUCGUUCCCGCAGAUCGUAUCGACCCUGAUCAGCAGUGUUAUUUUCAAGGCCCUCCAGAAACCACGGGGAGAGCCCUGGGAUGAUAGUGUUGGAUGGGUUCUUCGGUUUGGCGGAUGCGCCGCCCUGGGAGCUGCAUGGUUCACGAGCACUAUGAGUGAUGGUGGUCCAGAGAGCACUGAGGAUGGCUCUGUUUAG
Messenger RNA from Microsporum canis CBS 113480, 1920 nucleotides. RefSeq names its product general alpha-glucoside permease. NCBI's taxonomy places the organism in Eukaryota, Fungi, Ascomycota, Eurotiomycetes, Onygenales, Arthrodermataceae. The record is from RefSeq and is a predicted model, not a curated record. Gene Ontology annotation, molecular function: sucrose:proton symporter activity. Gene Ontology annotation, cellular component: membrane. The transcript is spliced from 4 exons. The coding region runs from base 1 to 1920 and encodes 639 amino acids.